CCCCGCGGCAGAAUACUAAAGAUGAGUGCAGCGAUUUGCUAGCAAUAAGCCAGCGACAACAACAACUCAGCGCAUUUAGCAGCACUGUUACAAUUAAACAAGAAGCCAGUGAAUAAUGUGGGCACAUUGGCGGUGUGAAGAUGACUUUCCUCCGGGGGUUCGGAUGCUUGGUAUCUCAGCUAAUCGGGACAGCCUUGCUAAUAACAAACGUUAGCUAGCAUGCAGGGGACGAAGACACUUGAGAUCAAAACUAAGUGAAUCAACAGAAUAUCUACCAGCUCCUGAGGGCUGAGAGAGCAGAGUAAUCAUGUAUCAGAGCCCCACCAAUGUCAUGAAGUCUAACAGUAAUGACAGCAGCAUCACAGAGCUGCUGGGCGCCCUGUGUGACUGCGGCCUGACUGGAGUGUCCUGGAAACGCCGUGCCCUGGGAGGAGUCUCCAGAGAGAGUUUUCGCAGAGCUCUCAAAAAGCGUGCCUAUGGUGCCCUGUUGUCUAAGCUCUUUCAGGAUGGCACCAAAGGGUCUGCCUCAGGACCGACUGCCACAGCUACUGCACCGCCGAGAAACAAAGUCCUGAUGAUAAGCUUUGACCUGCGGGUGGCCGGGUGCAGAGAGGAGGCAGAGAGGUUAGAGGAGCAGCUGGAGAAGCUGCCAGAGGGAGCAUCCUCUGGCCUGAAGGAAGUAGAUGCAGUCCUUGAGCUCCUGGUGCACCUCGCCGGCUCAGCAUCUCCUCCUCCUACCUCUUUCAGCAAGGAUUACAUGAGACGAGAGAGGAUAGUGGUGCGGAGGCCUCAAACCUGGGACUACCAGAGUGAGGAGCUGCAGAGGCUGGAGGCCCGGGCAUGGGGUCUCGUGUGUCAGGAGGAGUGGGGCACUUUGGACAGUUUGUUUGGGAAUCAGACAUUGAUGGAUGCCCCUCCAGGCGGUGGACUGCUGGCUCUGAGGACAAAAGUAGAUGCAGAAGAAAGGUUUGAGAGGGAUACCAGGAUGACGCUGUUUGGAGCGCUGCAGCACACAAGAACCUCAGACAUAGACAUAAGACUGGAUCUGCCUCCUGUUCCCAGCAAUAUUGAUGUGACUGGGCUAGCUAUAAGGGUUCCCUCUUGCUUGGAUCAGUCAGAAGAUGAGGGCUUCCAGUCAUCUUCCAACUUGACCCCAGACUCCCAGUCCAGCCCCGUUCCAGACUUCGAUGUAUGGGAAGCUCUCCGCACAUUUGAGCCCAGGAGACGCCGCUGCUGGGAGUCUGUUGGCUGCCCACCUGGGAAAAGAGAGUCCCUCUAUCUCACAGAAGGAGGCAGGGAGGCCUUCGACCAACUCUACCGUCUGUGGGAAGGCGAGCUGAGGGUGGUCAGCACUGGUACCCCCUCCCCUCUCAUCCCCAUGCCCCUGGACUCUCAGAAACAGCUGGUCUCUGACCUCCUCAACAUUUUGAUUGGAGUGGCGUCCACGACUUUCCCUCUAAACCAGAGUGUUCAGUUUGAUGUCAGACCUGGCGUGUGCGUGUCUGGAGCCUCGGCAGAGAGUGUUUCUCGUCUCUUAGGGGAGCUGGCGCAGUACGGCACCCACUACCUGAGGCUAAGCCGCUUUUCUCUGCAGAGUGCCGACAAAAAGGGCCUCGUCUUUCAGGCUUUCACUGGUGGUUUGCGAAAGUAUCUGCAGUAUUACAGAGCCUGUGUCCUCAGCACUCCACCCACACUCAGCUUGUUAACCAUCGGCUUCGUUUUCCGCAAAGUGGGCCGCCAACUAAGGUAUCUGUCAGAGCUUUGCUGCAUGGAUGGGCCUUUGGGUGCGGGCCAGGCUACCUUCCCUGUGGGUGUGAAGCUGCUGUCCUACCUGUACAAUGAAGCUCAGAAUAACUGCAGCAACGAGAACUAUCCAGUGCUGCUGUCGCUGCUGAAGAGCAGCUGUGAACCUUACACGCGGUUUGUGACUGACUGGGUUUACAGCGGCGUGUUUCGGGAUGUUUAUGGAGAAUUCAUGAUCCAGGUCAACGAGGAGUUCUUGAGCUUUAGAGACAAACAUUUCUGGGUGCAAGGCUACACCCUGAUCUCAAAGGAUGUGGAGGAUUGUGUGCCCCUCUUUCUGAGGCACAUCGCCAACGAGGUGUAUGUCUGUGGGAAGACCAUCAACCUCCUCAAGAUCUGCUGCCCACAGCACUACCUCUGCUGGUCAGAGCUGCCGGUGCCUCGCAUCUCCGUCACCUUUUCUCUUCAGGAGGUGGAAGAGAUUGAGAGGGACUGUGCUGUGUACCGUGGACGCCUGGAGAGGAUUGCUAAGCACAGUGCCAUCAGCAGGGAGGAGCAAGCCCAGCGAGCUGAGCAGGCACGCCAGGAGCUGAUCAAUCAGGUCAGAGUGUCAGCAGCCAAAACCCUGGAGAGCAUCCGCGGGCGGCAGGUGUCACAGCGUCUGGUUGAAGAAGCCAGGAAAAGGGAGCGUUUUGAGGAGCUGAAACAGCACCUGGAGCAGGAGCAAGAGUGGCGAAGCGUUGCCAAGAAGAAGCAGGAGGAGGAUGACUUCAGCUUUGCCAGAGAGGUUAGAGACCGAGAGAAAAGACUACAAGCCCUGGAGGAGCAACUGGAGCAGAGAGCCAGGAAGGAGCUGAUUGCUCAGUACAGCCGUCUGUCAGAGGAAGCAGCUCGGAGAGAGAGACGAGCCAUGUGGCGGGUGCAGAGAAUGAGACUAGAUGAAGCCCGAGCUCAUUUCUUUGAGCACGACAGGCAGCACAUUCAGGCAGUGCUGGAGAAAUAUCCUUUAGGCCAGGAGAGACCUCCCAUGGAAGUACUACCAUCUGUUCCUCCAACACAACAGACUGCACCAGAACCAACACUGGAACCUCCCUCUCAGGAUUCAUCUGAACAACAGCGAGUGGAGAUCAAAGAUCCUAAAGCUGCAUCACCACAACCCCCUCCAUCUCCCCUCACAGCAGACCCCGCCCUCAUCUCUGAGAACAUUGACAUCACUGACUUCCUCCCUAAGCCUCCAAACCCUGACAGCCAGCAGGUGGACGCGGCCUUACAGGAGAUAGGAUCAGACUUACCUGAAGUGUGUCCAACAUCACAGUUGGUAGACUAUGACUUCAGUGCCCCCUUUAGUCCACUUGAGGGUAUCACCAGCCAAGCUCCUGCUCAGCCCCGGCCUCGCUGGGGGCCUACAGUUCAGCCCGACCACCCUUCUUUUUCUCACAUCGCAAUUGGAGAGAAUGUGUCUGAAGCUCAGGAGAGUGUCCCCAAAGCCAGCCCCUUUGGUCAAGCCACCAAAUCCAGCUUUCCUCUUGGCCAGUACACCUUAGAGGAGCCUCAGAAUACAUGUAAAGCAAGCACUUAUGGGCAUCCCUCUCAAGCCUCAGUGCAGCUAGUAGAUGGCAGUGGCUCAAAGAUGGAUAACAAGCUAGUGGAAGUUGCAUCUAUGACAGAACAGAAGACUGAAACAGUGAACUCAGAAAGUAAAGAAGAGAGUACUAAAGAAGUUGUGGUUGAUACUGGACCACCUGAUGGACGCACUCAAGAGACACGCUCAGAUAGUCAAGAUAAAGCCGGGGAUCUGGUUUCUUUGCCAAACAUUGAUGUCUCCAGUGCUGACAUUAAAGCUGGAGAGCCGCUUUCAGAUGCUGUUGCCACACAGCCUCUGUCAAACAUCUAUGGGCAUUCCUCCUCCGCUCACAUAAAGGUUGGGCAGUUUGUAUCAGAGGUAACUCCUCCUCUUCCUUCCCCCAGCACAUAUGGUCACUCCUCAGAUUCACACAUCAAGAUUGGAGCACAUGUUUCGGAGGUGGAUGCUCCUCUUCCCUCCCCGAGUGUUCACGGUCACUCCUCAGAUUCACACAUCAAGAUUGGAGCACAUGUUUCGGAGGUUGACGCUCCUCUUCCCUCGCCGAGUGUUCACGGUCACUCCUCUGAUGCUCACAUUAAAGUGGGAGAAAACGUUUCAGAUUUUGUCUCUCCCCUCCCCGCUCAAAACAUCCACGGUCACGCCUCAGAUUCCCACAUCAAAGUUGGCGAGCAUGUUUCAGAUGUAGCUGCCCCUCUCCCCUCUCCCAGUGUUCAUGGUCACAGCUCAGACGCCCACAUUAAAGUUGGAGAAAAUGUCUCUGAUUUUGUCGCAGCACUCCCCACUCAUAGCAUCCACGGUCACUCCUCUGAUGCGAAUAUAAAAGUAGGCGAGUUUGUGUCCAACAUUCCUGAAGAAAGGCUUCGUUCAAGUAAACACGGGCAUGCCUCAGACUGCAUCCUUCAACCAGGCUGUGUGGUGUCUGGAAAUGAACCUGCUUUGUUGGCUCUACCAGGCAGCUCUUACGGUCACUCGUCAGACUCUGCUCUGCAGAUCGGAUGUGUAGUUACAGGAGAAGUACCCAAACGCUCUCCUCUUCCUGGCAGUGCUCAUGGUCACUCAUCAGACUCAAACUUAGGCGUUGGAUGUGUUGUGUCCAAAGCUGAAUCCCUUCCAUCACCGCUACCAGGCAGCGCUUUCGGCCACUCCUCAGAUUCCACGUUGGGGGUGGGUUGUGUGGUGUUGGGGAUGGAACCACAAACCUCUGUACUUCCAGGCAGCGCGUAUGGCCACUCGUCAGACUCUUCACUUGGAGUCGGGUGUGUGGUGAAAAGCAAAAGUGGUGAAAUUCCGCAGAAGACAGAACAGAAGGAAGAUGGUAAAGACAGCCCUGGUGAGCAGCUGGCUGAGAGCAUGCAGUCUUGGGCAGCUGGCUUUGGUUUGUCACCUGGAGAGAAGUCCGAGCAGGACUACCUCCAGGCUUUGUCUGCACAGUACCAGGUGGAACACUACGAAGACUGCUACAACUUAAUGGCUUCGUCCCCCGAGUGUCAGCUACUGAAGCAGGUAACCCGGGGCCCCUGGGGCCUCCCAAUGGACCCCACGCUUCGCAGAGCCACAGACACCACCUCCAUCCAGCUCAGCGAGAUGGUCUCCUUGCCAGUUCUGAUCAAACACUCUGUCACCGUGCCGCUCAUCACACAUGUGUCUUUAGUGAACAAGGCCGUGGUGGACUACUUCUUCGUGGAGUUAGGGGUGGAGAGACACUUUGAGGCGCUGCGCCACUUCUUGCUGAUGGAGGACGGGGAGUUUGCUCAAUCCCUCAGUGAUCUGCUCUUUGAGAAGAUGGGCAGUGGACAGACCCCGGGCGAGCUCCUGACCCCUCUGGUCCUGAACUCCAUCCUCAGUAAGGCUCUGCAGUACAGCUUACACGGAGACACCCCCUUAGCUGGCAACUUCACCUUCGCCCUGCGCUUUUUCCCUGAGACCUUUCACCCACACGCCCCCGACUCCCUCAACUGUCUGGAACUGCGCUAUAAGGUGGACUGGCCGUUGAACAUCAUCAUCACGGACAGCUGCAUGAACAAGUACAACCGUCUGUUCUCGUUCCUGCUGCAGCUCAAACACAUGGUGUGGAGCCUCCGCGAGGUCUGGUUCCACCUCAAGAGAACAGCGCUGGUGAAAGGUGCCGGUCGCUCGGUGCAGUUCCGUCAGCUGCAGCUGUACAGACACGAGAUGCAGCACUUUGUGAAGGUGAUACAGGGCUACAUCGCAAACCAGAUCCUGCAAGUGUCCUGGAGCGAGUUCAUAGCUAAACUGGCCACCGCCAGUGACCUGGAUGCCAUCCACCGCACACAUGCAGACUACCUCAACAGAGCCAUCUUCAGGGGUUUGCUGACAGAAAAAGCUGCUCCGGUCAUGAAUAUCAUCCACAGCAUCUUCAGCCUGAUCCUCAAGUUCAGGGCCCAGCUGAUCGCACAGCCCUGGGACAGCCAGCAGGGGGAGGCAGUGCACCCAAGCUUCAUUGCAAUGCAACAGUCCUACAACACCUUCAAGUAUUACUCCCACUUCCUCUUCAAAGUGGUGACCAAACUGGUGAACAGGGGCUACCAGCCUCACUUAGAGGACUUCCUGCUUCGUAUUAACUUUAACAACUACUACAAAGACUCCUGAGAGGUGAACUGCUCUGUAUGUGACAUGAAGUAAGUCUAACCUCUACACAUUACAGAAGCUGUUAAUGAGAUACUUAUUCAAUGCAGCGUUGUGUCCCAUGAGAGCCUAUAUUUUUAAACCUUCCCGUGUGUGUAUAAGACAGAUGACGGAUAAUCAGAUACAUUUAAAUUAUCCAUUCUUUUAAAAAAAGAAUAGAACCCCUCCUGUGCUGUGUGUCAGGGCAUGGACUCUAUAUUAAGACCACUUUAGGAAAUUGAUGCCUGUAACUUCUUCUUGCCUCUACGUGCUUUAAAAUGGCUUGACUGCAACAGUUUGUGAAUGCAAUGAAGCUGACACCUGCUAUAAUGUCUGCUGUGCCUCCAGCUGUGUCGAUUUCAAGUGUCAAUGAUAUGUAAAUAAAAGAGCUAAAAGCUUUCUCUAAUGAA
Notolabrus celidotus (New Zealand spotty) is the source of this 6363-nucleotide messenger RNA. It is a transcript of the gene tubgcp6, whose product is annotated as tubulin, gamma complex associated protein 6. Gene Ontology annotation, cellular component: equatorial microtubule organizing center; gamma-tubulin complex; centrosome. The transcript has 25 exons. The coding region runs from base 308 to 5938 and encodes 1876 amino acids. Gene Ontology annotation, molecular function: microtubule minus-end binding; gamma-tubulin binding. Gene Ontology annotation, biological process: mitotic cell cycle; microtubule nucleation; cytoplasmic microtubule organization. Lineage: Eukaryota; Metazoa; Chordata; Actinopteri; Labriformes; Labridae. The record is from RefSeq and is a predicted model, not a curated record.